AUGGUCGACCAAGUCCCGACGAAGCCCCAGAGGCGCCCCUCUUCGCCUGCGAAGAAUGCGUACCUCAUCUUCUACAACUUCGUCUCGGCCGUCGCCUGGUCUGUCGUCCUCGGCAGGACGGUCGCCCUCUUCACGAUGCGCGGCCCUCAAUUCGUCUUCCUCGGCGUCGGCGAUUGGACGCGCUGGACGCAGACUCUGGCCGCCAUGGAGGUCCUUCACGCCCUGCUUGGAGUCGUCCGCGCCCCCGUCUUCACGACGGUGAUGCAGGUCCUCAGCCGCUUCGUCCUCGUCUGGGGCAUCGUCUACCCGUUCCCCCACCUCGCUCGCAGCACCUGGUACUCGUCCAUGCUCCUCGCGUGGAGCGUCACCGAGGUCAUCCGCUACUCAUACUUUGCCCUGAACCUCAGCGGUAUCCAGCCCAAGCCCCUCGUCUGGCUGCGCUACAACACCUUUUUCGUGCUGUACCCGAUUGGUAUCACCAGCGAGUGCGCCCUGAUCUACCUUUCGACCGGCCCCUACGCAAAGCUUAACCCGUUGCUCCCGGCCAUUGGCUACAUGGUUCUGGCCAUCUACGUUCCUGGCUCCUACAUCCUCUACACCUACAUGAUGGCGCAGAGGAGAAAGGUCAUGCGCCAGAUGAAGGCCGACGACUUGGGUCUCUCCAAGACGCAGUGA
This is a messenger RNA of Colletotrichum chrysophilum, 675 nucleotides long. RefSeq lists its product as uncharacterized. Gene Ontology annotation, cellular component: endoplasmic reticulum membrane. Gene Ontology annotation, molecular function: 3-hydroxyacyl-CoA dehydratase activity. NCBI's taxonomy places the organism in Eukaryota, Fungi, Ascomycota, Sordariomycetes, Glomerellales, Glomerellaceae. The transcript is spliced from 3 exons. The coding region runs from base 1 to 675 and encodes 224 amino acids. Gene Ontology annotation, biological process: very long-chain fatty acid biosynthetic process; fatty acid elongation; sphingolipid biosynthetic process. The record is from RefSeq and is a predicted model, not a curated record.